AUGAAAAAGAAACAUUUGGAAUGUUUCCUGUCGCAAAUUGAAACAUUUCAAAAUUUCAAACUGCAAUUGGAGCAAUACUCAACCAGUGUUGAACUCGCAGAAGCAAUAUUGAAUGCGGUCGCAGAGGAAGGAUGUAUGGACGGUUGCACUGUUGCGGAUUUGGGUUGUGGUCCUGGUAUAUUACUUCUAGGAGCUGUUAAACUUGGUGCAAGUUAUGGAUUAGGUAUUGAAAUUGAUGAAGAAGCAAUCAAUAUUUGUCGAAAUAAUAUUGAGCGCUGUGAUUUGGGUAAUGUUGUUGAUGUGAUCUGUUUGGAUGUUACAAAGAAUAUCAGUGCUUUAAAGCCUAUUUUUGAUACUGUUAUCAUGAAUCCACCGUUUGGUACCAAAAAUAACGCAGGCAUGGAUUUACGAUUUGUCAAAGCAGGUUUAUCGAUUCUAAAGAAAAAUGGAAAACUUUUCUCGUUGCAUAAAAGUAGUACAAGACAAUAUAUUGUUAAAUUCGUUGCCCAAAAGUUACCCGAUAUUAGUGCUGACUGCAUUGCACAACUACGUUGGAAUUUACCCGCAACAUACUCAUAUCAUCGACGACAAUCAGUAGACAUAGAAGUUGAUUUAUGGCAAUUCUCUAUCAAUUCUAAAAAUGUUUCUGCGAUUGGAUAA
This is a messenger RNA of Brugia malayi, 660 nucleotides long. RefSeq lists its product as hypothetical. Gene Ontology annotation, molecular function: nucleic acid binding; rRNA (adenine-N6-)-methyltransferase activity. Bases 1 to 660 code for a protein of 219 amino acids. The record is from RefSeq and is a predicted model, not a curated record. NCBI's taxonomy places the organism in Eukaryota, Metazoa, Nematoda, Chromadorea, Rhabditida, Onchocercidae. Gene Ontology annotation, biological process: rRNA methylation. The transcript is spliced from 4 exons.